CGUCAGUUCAGUUUUGUACCUACGGUUGAUAACACGGUCAGGUUCGGAUCGAACUGUUGUUUUCGUCUCCGCAUUCUCGGUAUUCCAGACAGGUUGAGUCACCUAGCAGGAAUUUGCCACGCGACACAUUCCGUAGUUUGCUAGUUCUGCCGUUGAGACGGGACCGCGAUACGUUGGGCAUUUGCAUCUGCCAGGAUAGCUUAGCUUCCGUGCCGUAGUCUACGCGAAUAGUUGUUUUCCUUGAAAAAGGAAACUGUGCUCCGUGAAUCAUCCCUUUCUCCCGAAAGUCGGUGUCAUUCGACGGCAAUUGUUGGUGUUUGUGUGUCGUCCCAUCGCGUACGUGAAAAUAUUCGUCUUUGGGUGGAUUGUGAGGUAUUGUUAUUUUCAUCGGGUUUCUUGAGUCACCACCCCCUACGACACGACGACGUACUUCAAGUUCGAGGGAGCAGUGUCAGUGCCGAAAGCUGUGUGUGCGAGAUUUCGCGAAGAACCCCCCCUAAUCGGAAGCAUAUCGCUGUAGUCGUGUAGUGUAGUGUCUAGAUAUCUGCGCCGGCGGAAAGCUCUCCGGAGAAGAGAAGAACCACCAUCAUCAUCCAUACAUACGAGGGCGACCAUAGUUUCGUACACAGAGAUAUACACGGUGCGAAUUUGAGCUCAUUGCCAACAUCGCCUCUAUUGGUACUGCUGCGCUGCACUUCUUAGGCGUGGACCGUCGACGUUUCGGGUUUUCGCGACUGCCACUACCGUCAGUGUUGUAGAGUGUGUUUUUCCGGCGAAAGUGUGUGACAACAACGCCCAACAGAAGAUAGCCAUUCCCAAGAUCAUCCCCAAGAAAUCAGGUUCAAGUGGAAGUGUGCAAGUUGCUCCGAUCCAAGUGGGAAGAAUAUAGUGUGAUCCGACAGUGAAGUCCUGUCUAGCGAAAAUCUGGAAGAUUGCCAAUUGUAGUGUGCCGAAGUUUCCUGCAAAGUUCCUCAAGUUACCCGAUACGUGUCGUUCAACCAUCUCGGUUCCGUCACCGCCGACACCAGUCCAGUGUAGCAUACCCACAGAGUGUUGCGGUUUUAGCUCUACAGCAGAUCCAGCCCUCGAGUGUUCCGGAAAGUUGACUCGACCGACUGUCUGUGUCUGUCUUUGUAUCCAGCCUGCCAGAGCGACAGCCACGUUUUGUUAACCGUGAAAAUUGGAUUAUAUUACUUCGGGCAGAUCGAUAGCUUUAAUUAAUACUUGCACGCCAAGGAAGGAACCAGCCGAGAAGCUCUACGGAUCCGGUUGAACUGCGCCGCAGCUAGAAAACCGGCCACCGUAGCCUCAAAGGUAGCACGACAGCAGCGCCUCGGAGCGCCUACCCUGGAGCACCACCGCCCGCUCAGGCCACACUAAAGGGUGCCCAGCGACCCGCUAUGACUAGCCCAGCCGGUGGAAUCCCCGGUGGCCCAUUCAGAGGAACAGGAGGCUACGGUUACGCACCGACACAGCAGGCCUACCGGUACUCGGCCCCGCUGGCGGCGCAACCGGCGUAUGCGACCUACACACCACACACCACUACCACGGUAAGCUUAUUAGCACCGUCGGAAAGCACCCUUUAUAACUCGAAACAUCAGUACGGCCAGCGUGUACCGACAGCAGCAUCGCCCAGCAACACAAACUCCAGUAGCUCAUCCAACACCGGUUCCCAGAGUGGCACGCUGAGUACGAGUCUGAGCAAUACCAACACGAACAACACGAUGGGCCCCAGUAAUACCCCGCAGCAGACGGAGCAGCUGUCCAAGACGAACCUCUACAUCCGGGGACUGCAGCAGAACACGACCGACAAGGAUCUGAUCAAUAUGUGUGCACAAUACGGUACUAUCAUCUCCACAAAGGCAAUAUUAGAUAAAACAACAAACAAAUGUAAAGGUUACGGAUUUGUUGACUUCGAAUCACCGGCGUGCGCCGAGGGUGCCGUCAAAGGUCUCCAGUCGAAGGGCAUCCAAGCUCAGAUGGCCAAAGUGGGUAUCUGGGUGCUACAUAGGCCGGCCGUUCAGCAACAAGAGCAGGAUCCGACCAACUUGUACAUUGCUAAUCUACCACUUACCUAUAAGGAAACGGAUGUGGAGAACUUACUAUCCAAAUACGGCCAGGUGAUCUCGACCAGGAUCCUUCGUGACCAGAACGCGCAGUCCAAGGGAGUCGGCUUCGCCCGGAUGGAAUCGCGGGAAAAGUGCGAACAGAUCAUCCAGAUGUUCAACGGGACGCAACUGCAAGGCGCAAAGGAACCGCUGCUAGUGAAGUUCGCCGACGGGGGUUCCAAGAAGAAGAAUCCCUUCAAGAGCCCGGAUCCGAACGCGCGGACCUGGCGCGAUGGUGCCGAGGGCAUUCCGGUGACGUACGAUCCGAACCUACAGCAGAACGGAAUCGGUAUGAACGUCGGAGCCCACAUCAGUAUGCCGUAUGGACGGUUCAGCGCUCCUCAGGUGGGAAGCUACGCCGUCCCCGGCUCCCAGUGGGUACCGAGUGGGUACAUGAUGACCCAACCGAUCGCACAGGUCGAUGACCAGCAGUACGUGCAGAUGCAGGCUCCACAUCUUAGCGUUGGCACGCCCUACAAGACCGAUGCUGUUACGAACGUACAGCCACGUGGCGUGUCGAUGAUCAUGUCCAGUGAAAACCCGGCGGCUGGUGUCCAAUACGGCAUGAUGCCGCAGCUCACCACAUUACAGAUUGGAUCAUCGUACAUCAGCCCGACGUAUCCGUAUUACGCGCCAACGCCGUCGAUUAUUCAUGCGAUGCAGAUGGGUGACUCGGAGCAGGUCAGCACGGCGGCUUCUCCGGACGAGGCGUACACCGCACAGUAUCAACAUGGUCCGAAGUAGAGUCCUGCCGGAUCCGGUGCUACCCGCCAGAUCUAGAGCGGGUCCAUCAUCACAAAAAAACAACAGCCGUCAGUUGAAGAAUCGGAAGAAAUAGAAGAAGUAGUGUAGUUUCCAGUCAUCAUCAUCGUCGCUGAUUCGUCAGCGUCGCAAAAUUCGCCACCUCAGUUGAUCGAAGCAAAAACGUAGAAAAAUCAUAGAAACAGCCUCAGCCGGUAAUAACAGCCAAACCAGCAGUAAUGGUUCUAAGUCAAGGUAGGAGAGAUGUUAAUGUAUUUCUGAAGCGAGGAACUUAUCGGAACAACUGAAUGCAAUGCCAAACAGAAACAGAUCGAAAGUGAACCUUGAUCAGUGAAGGUCCACUACGACAAUUGACACGUGUAGAGGAUCAUGGGACAUUGGGGGUUUUGAACUCUCAAAGCAGCAGUGAGAGUUGACAAAGACACACACACAUACACACACUAACAGACUCGCGUAAACACACAAACACCACACACUAAAGAAGCGAAACCGAUACCUCAAUCGAGACGAGAUACACAUAACGCUGUUUUUACAUAAGACUUGAAGAAACUCACAAACAA
This is a messenger RNA of Aedes aegypti (yellow fever mosquito), 3430 nucleotides long. It is a transcript of the gene shep, whose product is annotated as protein alan shepard. The transcript is spliced from 10 exons. The coding region runs from base 1401 to 2852 and encodes 483 amino acids. The record is from RefSeq and is a predicted model, not a curated record. Lineage: Eukaryota; Metazoa; Arthropoda; Insecta; Diptera; Culicidae. Gene Ontology annotation, molecular function: mRNA 3'-UTR binding; poly(U) RNA binding; poly(A) binding. Gene Ontology annotation, cellular component: ribonucleoprotein complex; cytosol; nucleus.